Striga hermonthica is the source of this 723-nucleotide messenger RNA. The record is from the annotation of a GenBank genome assembly. NCBI's taxonomy places the organism in Eukaryota, Viridiplantae, Streptophyta, Magnoliopsida, Lamiales, Orobanchaceae.
AUGCCUCAAGCCGACCCCGAAACCCGAGAAAAAUUCUUCCGGCAGGCGUCGGAAGACGACGGUGCCACGAAAAACAUCGGCUCCGUCGUUGAUUUCCCGACGGAAUCGUUCUGGCUGUCGAAGGACGCGGAGCACGACUGGUUCGACCGCAACGCCGUGUACGAGCGUAAGGAAUCGACGAGAGGAAAUUCGAAUCUGAACGGCUCUAGCUCCCAGCGGUCGUCGGCCAAAUCCAAGGCGUCCCUCAUCGGACUGCCUCGAGCUCAUAGGACGGCCUUCACCGAUUCGAAUCGGAGGGCCUGCAAGGCGGCGAAGGCGAGGCUUUUCCCGUCCAAGGGAAAGAAAUCGGCGGUUCCGGAGGCUGAACCGGCUUCCCCGAAGGUCUCAUGUAUGGGAAGAGUCCGGUCGAAGCGCGGCCGCCGCCGCGACCUUUCGGAUUCGCCGCGGGCGGAGAAAUCUGGAACCGGCGGCGGAGAGGAGCGGAGAUCUGGUUUCUGCGAGAAGGUGAUGGGUUUUUUCAGGUUUAAGAAGGGGCGCGGAGAGCCGUAUCGUUCGGGGAGCGAGAAGGAGGCGGAGGGACCGGAGGAGGCGGCGGAGCCGCCCCGGAGGAGCGUGGUUUUGAAAGCCGGAGGCGAGCCGCCGGCUUUGGGAGGCAUGGUCCGGUUCUCGUCGGGCCGGAGAUCCGGUAACUGGGCCGCCGAGGAGAUUAUUCAGGCGAUGUAG